ACAAUAUUCCCACUAUCAAUUCUGUCAGACAAUUGACAGAGCAAAGAAUAUCAGCCUGUUAGCCCCAGCAAAACCUAGAAAGUUCCAGAAAAUGACAGAAGUAUUUCUGGAGAGAUGAAGGAUGCCUACACAGCCAAAAAAAAUUUGGGGUGGGGUAUGUGGGUGUUACAUGUACUGCACAGCAGAGGGGGAGGUGUUACAUUCACAGUUAAGCCUCUCCAAGCACAGCAGAGGGUGCUCCAAACCACAUCUUUGGGAGGGAUCCAGUUGCAAGAUAGGGCAAGCACAAAUACCAACAGACUGUUUCUGGAUUGCAUUUAGGAUUUUGGUUUGUUUUGGCAGUAGCAGAGAAGCCAGCACCAUACACCAGUGUGAUCAUGCCCAGUCUCUUCAGCAUCAUCUGCUUCCUGGGCAUUGUGGGGAACCUCAUUGUCAUUUACACUAUUGUCAAGAAGAAGAAGCUGAAGCAUAACCAGACAGUGCCUGACGUUUUCAUCUUCAACCUCUCCAUUGUGGAUCUCCUCUUCCUCUUGGGCAUGCCCUUCCUCAUCCACCAGCUCCUAGGCAAUGGCUCAUGGUACUUCGGAGCAACCCUGUGCACCAUCAUCACUGCCCUGGACAACAACAGCCAGAUCACCAGCACCAACAUUCUUACAGUGAUGACCCUGGACCGUUACCUGGCAACUGUCUAUCCUUUAAAAUCCACCUAUGUUCGGACACCAUGUAUUGCAGCUCUAGUUAUCUGCUUAGUGUGGCUCCUCUCCUUCCUGACUGUCAUUCCUGUGUGGAUGUACGCAGGCCUUAUGCCUCUGGCAGAUGGGACUGUUCGCUGUGCUCUCUUGCUUCCCAACCCAGAGACUGAUAUCUACUGGUUCACUCUCUACCAGUUCAUGCUGGCAUUUGCCAUGCCAUUGAUUGUGAUCUGUGUGGUCUACUUCAAGAUCCUGCAGCACAUAACCACCACUGUGGUUCCACUGCCCCAAAGGAGUCUCCAGAUUCGUACCAAGAAAGUUACUCGCAUGGCAGUUGCCAUCUGCUCUGCCUUUUUCAUUUGCUGGGCUCCUUUCUACAUCCUCCAGCUGGUUCACCUUGGCAUUGAUACCCCAUCCAUGGCCUUCUUUUAUGCCUACAAUUUUGCCAUUAGCUUGGGCUAUGCCAACAGCUGCCUCAGCCCCUUUCUCUACAUUGCCCUCAGUGAGACCUUCAAGCGCCAGUUCUUAGUAGCCAUCCGCCCUUCAAAAGUGCCAUGUCACAACAGCAGCAACAACAACAUGCCUGCCAACAACAACAGCAUGACAGAUGCUAGCAUAUGCCUAAAACUGGCUUCAGAAUCCACUCAACAGACUUUGCUUCCAGAGGACUCUCCACACUCAGUGACUGCAAAUGUUGCUGUUCACUAAGUGACACUGAAGUAAUCACAGCAGAGAGUCUUUUAAUCUGUAAAUCUGUGGAGGAGAAGCAGCCUCAGGCAGCUCUUUGUGAAGCUACAGACUGCUGGCUUCUUCAUUCAAGAGGGCAGGCGCUCAGGUCUGCUGCUUGGCAUUCUGUUCCAGCAACAGUUGCUUCCAGUGUCCUUUCCUGUUCAGCAAUGAAGGUAUUUUCAAGAGCUGGAUAGAUUCGAUGCUAAUCCUAAAUAUUUCAAGUAAAAUCAGGCAGAUAGCAGUUGUACAGCAUCAAAGAACUGCAAACAAUUCUCAGAAAUACUGCUGCUAACAGAUUUGUUGCUUAUCCUGCCGAUGAGCUUAUUUUCACACUGCCAGUUCCUCAUGCUGUUCUUGUGUCUUGCAGUCUACAUGACUAUUGGGGAACCCCUGCCAAAGGGCUUUAAACAUGGCUAAAAAGCAUGCAGUGUGC
This is a messenger RNA of Phasianus colchicus (ring-necked pheasant), 1854 nucleotides long. RefSeq names its product melanin-concentrating hormone receptor 1-like. Gene Ontology annotation, cellular component: plasma membrane; neuron projection. NCBI's taxonomy places the organism in Eukaryota, Metazoa, Chordata, Aves, Galliformes, Phasianidae. The record is from RefSeq and is a predicted model, not a curated record. Gene Ontology annotation, biological process: neuropeptide signaling pathway. Gene Ontology annotation, molecular function: neuropeptide binding; melanin-concentrating hormone receptor activity.